Procambarus clarkii (red swamp crayfish) is the source of this 4637-nucleotide messenger RNA. RefSeq lists its product as uncharacterized. The record is from RefSeq and is a predicted model, not a curated record. Lineage: Eukaryota; Metazoa; Arthropoda; Malacostraca; Decapoda; Cambaridae.
CAAGUCAGUGCAACGCUGACCGUUGUGGGAGGGUGAGUGUACUGGGGACUCUUUUGCAUCUGCAAGAGAACGCAACAAUAUCCUAUAUCACCUCUCACUCCCAUAACGUAGUGCAAUGGUUCUAAGACGCGAUACUUCGUGUUGCAAGGAUGUGGAAAUCCAGUACGAUAUCACAUGUUGCCGUUUAGAAACCAUAGUCGUGUUUGUGCAUAACACAUAUUUAUUUUGAUAAAACAAAUCAAAACAUAAAAUAAUCGAAUAUGUUGAAGCUGCUGAUGUGUUUCCACAUUAUGUGUGACGACCGCUAGGCAGAAAACUUUCUCGUGUGUAAAUAGUGAAACCAAACAAUAAGUGAGCCAGCGAAACAUAACGGAUUCAACAUUUUGCACUUGUUGGAGACUUCCGUGUGACACAUAACCAUCAGAUCAAUUAUGGAAAACAAACCGUGAUAAUUGCAAUAUGUUUUAAUAGAAAAAUGCCAGAUAUGGACAAAAACAUGUGAACGUUAGAAAUUUAGAGCUGUGUAACAUGCUAUCUACCUCAUCACUAUCCACCACAUCACUUUCAAAAAUGGUGACGAAGGUGACUUUAGCGACUGUAGUGGUGAUAAUGCUGGCCGCACCAGCACACACCUUCUUUUUGGACAACCUACUUGAGGACGUCGAAGAGGCAAUCUAUACCACAAUCGUCAAGCCUGCUGGAGGAGUCUUACUUGGGGGCGGCACCGGAGUAGUGUACAACGCUCUCAGCUUCCAUUUUCUCCACCCAUACAUAGAGAGAAUAGGGUCGAGUGUGAUCUCUCAAGCCGUCUAUGCCAUCAGCGGGGUCGUACAAGCCAUUGGAACUAUUAUAGUGGAAAUCGUUACAGCGUUCAUCUUUAUAAUAAUAGAAAUCAUCACGGCGGUUAUAGAGGUGAAGAUACAAGUAGUAUAUUACGCCUUUAGGCUUCUAACGUCGUUUAUCAUUCCGGGAGUUGGCAGAGAUUUUAAGGAGGGCGACGAGGUGGUUGAUAACGGCAGGCACACACGCUCCGCUAAUGAGUCAGUAACAGUGUCGAGACACCAUGAAUUAGAACUCAAUAAUCUGAAGCAGGAGUUCGAAAGUGCAACUCAACACGACUCUAAACAAUGUCUUCCUCUUGUGUUCUGCGACAUCUAUGCCAACACUGAUGACCACGUCUUCAUUCACGAAGCAAUAUUUAGGAAAGCCUUCAGAUCCUACUUUGCCAAGAAAUCAAUUCCGGAUUGGGCAAAACAAUAUGUUCGUGCAGCUGACAUAGGAGUCAUUACAAAAUCUUCGGCUUCCUGUAGAGAAUCAUAUCCAUUAUGUCGCUUCUCUGCAUACUACCUGAGGAAACUCAUUGCUAAAGCAAUGAAUGCAAUAGGCUAGACUAAUUUAUUGCAGGCUUAUUAAUGAUUCAUUGUGAUAUAUUAAAUAAGAAAUACCCAGUAAUCACAAUAAUAGUAUUAAAUAAACAUGAAUAUUUUUUAAUUAUGUGAUUAAUUUCAAAUACUGUAGAUAUCAAUAAAAAUCUUUAUUGAUGUAUAUUUAAACUAUUUUUUCUAUUAAAACAAUAUUUGAUUUGAUCACCUUUAGUUUGUCAGUUUAAUCCUCAACUGGCUUUUAUUAUUGUUUAUUUCUAUGCUGUAUAAAGCUAUAACAAUUGGAUAUGAUUUUUUGUUAACUCUUAAAAGAAUUUAGUGUCAAUUGUAUGUUCAUUGAUUAUUAAAGUACUUGUUAUUUUGUUCUCAGAUUUAAAGAUUAAUUUAUAUGCUUGUUUACCACUCAAAAUGCUGUACAGUAUAGCAUUAUAAAAUUCAAUUAUAACUGUCAAGUCUAAAUUAAACACUAUAUCCCAUUGUAAUGUACCGUAGAUAUAAGUCAGUGACAAGGUCAAAAGUGUACUGUACUGUGCUUUCAUUAAAGCUGCAGAAAAAUAAUAGCUCAUUUCAAAUAUGAAUUAAGCCAAAAAUACACAAGAAACUUCUCCUUGGCAUCUUUGAAUUAUAUAAUACAAUUGUCAUGAACACUUUCCAAAAUACAUUAGUAUCUUCCAUGUCGCAAGUUUUCCUUUGACAGAAGAGAUUUUAAAGUACUCAGGCAAUGAGUUUCAGGAAAUUUUGUGAGGUUUACUCACUAUGUACUGUUCAGCCAAAUGAAUUUUGGUUGUUUCUGAACCCAUUUAUGCCUUUAACCUAUUCCACUUACUAUCCACAGGAUGGGUAUGGGGUUCAUAAUAUAGGAACUAUUACCAAAUAUAUAUAUGGAUAAUUAUUUUGAGGGGAGAGGGGGGGUGAGGGUACUUGCUCAAUUUCAGUUUCUGUCAUAUCAAUAUGAGGAGAUAUUUUCCUGAUAUUGAACAGAAACUUGUCAUAAGUACCAUGACAAAGCCACAAUAUAUCCUAUGGAUGUUAAACAGUAAUGGCAAUACUAACACAUCAUAAUGAUUAAUACAUUGAUUGAAAUAUUAGAGUAAGUUUAAACUACAGGAUUUAAAUAUCCUGGAUAUAAAUAAUAUUGUAAAAUUAAUCAUGGUAACAAUGAUAAAUUAUUAAUUGUGCAAAAACUACUUUAUUAAAUUUGCAAGCAAUUCCAAAGUAAUUAUCAAUUUAGCCCUUUUAUUUUUUUUUUUAAGAAAUCCUGCUCCUUUAACAACAUGGCUUUAAUCGGAAAACAAGUUGCCCAUUCAUUACAAUAAUUUUAUAUUUACUUUCCCUCCCACAUAACAUAACUUGCCUUCAGUACAUGACACUUGUAAAGUCAUGUAUCAUUGUUAUACACUAAAACUACUGAUGAUAGGAAAUUGUUUGAGUAUUUAUAAAGUAGUGAGAGUAUGUGACAAAGCAUUGCAAGUUCUAAUUAAAUUCAAACAAUAAUAAACUAUAUCAAGAGCUCAGUCUAAUGUUUUGAAAUGAGCUGCCACUAAGCAGGAGUCCUCAUCUUUGAUUAUGAACAAAAGGGUUCCAAAAUCAUAAUUGUUUUUAAAUUUAUAUUAUAGAUUGGUUACCCUUAGCCUUUGUCUCAAAAAUUGUCAUAUACUGUAUAUAUAUAUAUAUAUAUAUAUGCAAAAUAAAACGCCAAUGACCUUAAAAUUUGUAUAUUAAGCAGUACAAAUUUUUAUAAAAAAAUUUAUUUACAAUUGUUGUAAAAAGGGUGAUAUACAAAAAUAUUUGUAUUACAUCUUGCACACCUAAAUAAUUUUUUUCUGGAAAAUGCAAGACAUGAUUUAAAGUUAAUUGCUGUUGAAGUUGGUUAUAAUAUAUUUCACUCUUGCAAUAUAUGAGAUGCAAAUUACUCAUGAGUGCCUUUUUUAAUUUACAUUCUAUGUAUCAUUAAAUAUAGCAGACACUCAAGACAUAUUUGUUUACACUCAAGACAUUAAUUUAAAAUAUGACUUACAAGUGACGAGAGAAUUAAUAACAAAUAAUACUAAGCGAGUCAAAGUUUGAUGAGCAAUGGCAGCAGCAUUACUCUAUCUCAUUCUUCUUUAAAAACUAGGUGACAAAGGUGUCUUGUUCAGAAAUGGUAGCAAAUUUGAAGCGACUCCUGGCACUCUUUCACAGCCUCCUUCUGUGCACCAGUAACCAUAUGGACAACAUGUUUCCAUGUCACCACAGCAUGUUGCCUAUGGGAAAAAUAGACCACAAUGAACAUAUUAAGCUUUUAUACAAUUAAUUCAGUCAGAUGUGUCACAAUAAAAGACAGGACAGAAGACAUUCCACUUAAAAAUUCAUAGCAGUAAUUGAAAAUCUGUUAAAGGCAAUGUCUUGAUUGUCCAGAUUAAUGAAUUCCAAAGUGUUCUGUCGCAAAGAUUUCCUUUAGUGCCAUAAUUUAAGUGUCUUUUUAGCACAAGAUUUGUUAUUUAGUACAUUUAGACAUCAAAUAUGGAAGAAAGCAAUUUAAAAACUCUUAAAUUUUAAUAUUUAUUGUUUAUAUAUAUAUUUAUAUUUAAUGAAUAUAAUGAUAUUCCUGAUGAUUCGAAUCCAUAAUUUAUCCAAACACAAGCUCAAUUAUUUCUUUCACAUUAAAAGUGAUUUUAGUUGCCCAUCAAAUUUUGGUUUGUAAGGGAAGAAGCAACUAAUGUCCAGGUGCCAAAAAUACUUUUAAUUACUGUUUGUCUGGUCAUCAAAAUUGUAAUUUGGGUCACAAAAACCAUUCAAUAAGUUUGCCUUGACCUUCCAUUAGAUCAGUAAUUCCCAAAGUGGGCAAUACAAUCCUCUAGGGGUAAGCUCGGAGUUCCGUGGGGGCACAAAGACACCACGGGACAGCAGAAGCAUUCUCUAGCUUUAAUUAUAGACACAUGUUAAAAAGUUCACAGUUGCAUUUUCAUUAUAUUUGGUGGAGCAAGGUUAUACUGUGGUUGUUCAACAUCUGAUGAAGCAAAGAAAUCAAAUUCAGAUUGCUGAAUAUGGAGAUUUUAAACUUCUGUUCAGUAACGUUAGAUUCGACAUUGGAAACUGAACAUAUUAUCAAGGUUGUUCACCAUAUUAACAGGGCUGACAAGAAAGGGAUUUGUUUGCAAUACCCCUCUAUUUAUGCACUUGUGUACUGUAUAAAUUAAUGACUUUCAUACUUUGUAAAACUGGUGAAUCAGAUUUUGAAUAAAUGUGUAAAUAUAUUAAUGCUAAUGUUAUAAA